AUGGCGCAAAGUUCACAUGGAGGCAGUCAUCGACGUAGUCGUGACCAUGACGGUAGCUCAAUGCGGUACACUAACACUGAUUGGGAAGCUAAAGAAGCACUCUAUCAGCGAGAGUUGGACGAAGCACGGGCUCGAGCAACCCAGAUGGAAAAGACCAUGAGAUGGUGGUCAGACUGUACUUCCAACUGGAGGGAAAAGUGGAGCAAGGUACGUAACGAGCGUAACAAAGCUAGGGAUGAGGCCAAGCAAUUUAAAAAUAAAGUUGAUGUCCUGUCCAAAGAGCUAGCUGCUUUACGAACCGAAAAAGGGGAUUUAGAGCAACAAUUAAUAGAACUAAAGAAGGACAAUGAAAAGCUUCUAACUAUAGGGGAGAGUAGAAUAGUAUCAGGUGAUUUCACUGCUGAAGAGGGAGUCGAAUUGAGAAGAAAGAAUGUUGGAUACGUAUCCCCAAGUGAGCCUCUGCGCCAGAGGGCGUCCUUGGACUCGCACAAGUUUUCCAAUGUUGAUAACGCUCUCGCAAACAAGUUAAGUGAAUUGCGACUACGUUUAGAUGAAACGUGCAAAAGCUUACAAAGCGAGAAAGACCAAAAAGCGUUCCUUCUAGCAAAAAUUGAGAAUUUAACUGCAGAGUUACAUAACACUAAAAUGGAGCUAACACACCACGACCGGACGUUAGGGUCCGAUUCUAGUCACAGCGAAGUGGAAAGGCUACAAAAUGAACUACAAGAUGAAAUAGCUGCGAAACAAGUUUUAGAAGAAAAAAUAGCUGAAUACAAAAUGGAAAUUGAAAGGCUCAAAUCUGAAAAUACCAUUCAGUGGAGUAAGCGGGAGCUUCUAGAAACGGAAAAUAUAGCAAUAUUAAGAGAGAAUAAGAAACUGUAUAGUCAAGUUUGUGAGCUCAGAGAGCAAAUACACAAGUUAAAUAGAAUAUCAGACGGGAGCGCGUACGGGGUACCCUUUACUGAUCAUAAUAACAGAUUGGAUUCUAAUGUUCUAUAUGUUAGAAAGACCAGCGUCAGUCCAAGAUCUCAUGAAUCUAGUAAUGGUUCUUCUGAAGCGAAUUUGGUUCAUUACGAUGCCAAAACUAAUACAUCAGGCGAAGAGGACGAACUUGCGAUAGUCGAAAGAAAUGAAAAUACAUAAAGCUUACUUUUUAACAAUUUGGCGACAAAAUAUUCCCUCGAAUUUUCUUCGAGAAUUUGACGCUGUCAAGUAUAAUUAAGACCACGGGAUACGUAAAAAGUUUGGACAUGAAUGUCAAAAUCUGAUAUUUUAAAUAAGUGUUAUGUGAAUAGUCAUUAGUGCCUGGCUAAAUAUCACCCAGUACAAAUUAAAAUCGUUACUAUAAUUAAAAUCAAAUCGCUUAUUAUAACGAAUUUAUCGGCGGAUAUGAUAAAAAUAUUCCAGUUAACAUUCCGCGUCAUUAAUAAAUAAAAUAAAAGUAUUGCAUGUUCAUUUACAUAGAAAAAAAAAAAAAAACGUGCAUAAAAGUACUUUUGAAUAAAAAUAAAAAUCAGUAAACUGGCCUAAAGUUUUCGAAUAACUUUUGAAAGUUCGGUAACGUUGUAAUUAGUAGUAGUUAUAUUAAAUAAUAACCAGAGUUACAGAACAAAUAAUAACAAUAUUAUUCGGUGAUUGUAAGCUUUUAUUUUGGCGAGUUAUACUCAAACAGAGACAAAUUAAUCACUAUUUACAUUAUAGACAACCACUACUUCCCUGUCUAUCUACACCACUGAUGUAGAUCACCCUUUUUAAAUCAACUUUCAAUAAAUCGUAACUUCCAUACCCUAUAUUUAAGAUUAAUUUGGAAGAUAUACCUAAAAAAAUUUUGUAUGAAAACAUUUAUAUCGCCACAAGGUAAUUAUUAACACUUAACAAACGUUAAAAGAAUAUACUUAAAAAAAGUCUGUAUUUUUUCAAUAUAAAG
This is a messenger RNA of Melitaea cinxia (Glanville fritillary), 1927 nucleotides long. Its product is annotated as coiled-coil domain-containing protein 102A. The coding region runs from base 1 to 1143 and encodes 380 amino acids. The transcript has a single exon. The record is from RefSeq and is a predicted model, not a curated record. NCBI's taxonomy places the organism in Eukaryota, Metazoa, Arthropoda, Insecta, Lepidoptera, Nymphalidae.